Molecule: messenger RNA, 237 nt
Organism: Cylicocyclus nassatus
Lineage: Eukaryota; Metazoa; Nematoda; Chromadorea; Rhabditida; Strongylidae
Source: the annotation of a GenBank genome assembly
AUGGACAAGGUUCAGAUUUUCGAUGUUACUUUCGAAGUUGCUCCUCCUGCUAAAGGAAGAUUUCAGCGAUUUCUUGUUCUCGCUCAUCUCUUGUUUCUGGCAUUAUCUAUAUGGCUGAUGUGGAAUGUUGGUGCAGUCGAGGUUGCAGGCCUACCUGUGCCAGGCCUUGAUGGACUUCUACCUUUUGAUGUGCUUGCUCGCGAAGCUUUGCGUGGAGGAGACAACGAUUCUCUGUGA